AUGGCCAAAAUAGCGUAUGGACCUAUUGGUAUGGUCGGAGCGGAACAUGUAACCUGGGGCCGUGGCCUUGCUGGGGCUUUUGCAACACUCAUGUUGUGGUACAUAGGCAAGGCUACCUAUAACAUCUUUCUACACCCUCUUCGGAAAGUCCCUGGCCCAUUUGUAGCCAAGUUUACAAGCAAAUGGCUUGAAUAUCAGGGGUUCACUGGUCACAAGACUGCAACACUGCAUAAUAUGCAUCAGAAGUUCGGGCCAGUUGUUCGUGUUGCCCCAGAUGAGCUACUAUUCUCCGACCCGGCAUUGAUCAAGAAGAUUUAUGGUUUUAAGGCGUCGUACCUCAAAACCUCUUUCUACACUGGUUUCGAUGACUAUGGAGAGCCAGUGUUGUUCACUCUCCGCGACCGGAGUCUGCACCGAGACCGUAAAAAGCUGAUGGCUCAUGCAUUUAGUGAGUCUACUAUACUUCAGGGAGAGCAUCUAGUGGCAGAACAAAUCGAAAAGUUCCUGAGCAAAAUCGAGGACCAACAAGGUACUGCGAUGGACGUUUACAUGUGGUUUAGAUGCCUCACCCUGGACAUUGUUUCUUCCUUGUUCAUGGGCGCCUCUUUCGAAACCCUAGAUAAACGCGAUCAUGAAUACAUGGACAGCGUCGACUCUUACUUCGUCCUUGCAGGCCUAAAAUGGCAGAUUCCGUGGCUAAUCCCUCUGACAUCGUGGAUUCCAUGGGCACGAUGGCAACACUUCUUAGGCGCCCAAACCAAGAUUUACAACCUAGGCCGAUCGUCUUUUAAGGAUUAUCUUGAAAGGCAUGGGCGUAACUCGGGCCGCCAAGAUGCCCUGACAAAGAUCAUUCACGGAGACAAGGUGCUUCCCCCACUAUCUGACGAACAGAUUGCUUUAGAGAUCGGCAGUAUUCUUGUCGCUGGGACUGACACAACAGCUACUGUCCUGACUUAUCUCUGUUGGGAACUGGCCAAGAUGCCGACUCUGCAAGUUCAAUUACGGGACGAACUCAAACAAGCCAUACUAGGCUAUCAGGACAAACAUGUGCCCAAGUAUUCCGACCUAAAGUUUCUGCCACUUUUAGAAGGAAUCGUGUUGGAAGGUCUCAGGCUCCAUGGGCCCGCUGUUGGAAGUAUUCCUCGUGUUGUACCCAUUGGGGGAGAUAUGCUAGGAGAGUAUUUCGUUCCUGCAGGUACAACUGUCGGAAUCCAGGCAUACACAACUCAUCAUGAUCCAACUAUUUUCCCAGACCCGGACACGUUCAAACCAGAGCGGUGGGCCAAUGGUGGAACUAGGGAAAUGAAAGACGCCAGUCUGCCCUGGUCGAAAGGAUCGCGAAUGUGUCCUGGCCUACACCUCGCUACUCUGGAACUCAAGGCCGUUCUGGCCGCGCUUUCACUAGGCUGGGAAUUGUCUCUGGGCCCCAACAUGAAGGAUGACACGAUGGAUAUGAUCGAUAAUUGGGUGUUGAUGCCAAAGGGCAACUUUUGCGAUAUUGUUUUCAAGCCUUUAGCAGUGUAG
Molecule: messenger RNA, 1524 nt
Organism: Exophiala bonariae
Lineage: Eukaryota; Fungi; Ascomycota; Eurotiomycetes; Chaetothyriales; Herpotrichiellaceae
Exons: 3
Coding region: 1-1524 (507 amino acids)
Molecular function (GO): iron ion binding; oxidoreductase activity, acting on paired donors, with incorporation or reduction of molecular oxygen; heme binding
Source: RefSeq, a predicted model, not a curated record